AUGUGGGGCAUGUACGGUAGCUUCUUCCCCAUUGUGAUCCGCCUACUCGUAGGCCAGAUCUGGACCGCAGUCUUAAUGAUGCAAGGCGGCUACUUCCUGUCCAUCUUCCUCCGCUGCGUGUUCGGUCACCACUGGCAUGAUCUUGCCAACACCAUCCCGAAGAGUAUGGGCGUGACAGCCCAGCAACUGGUCGGCUUUAUCCUCUUCGCCGUCGUCACAGCGCCCUUCCUGGCGUUGCGUCCCCAUCAAAUGCGGCGACUCUACACCAUAAAAUCCUUCGUUUUACCUCCCGUCGCUAUCGGGCUGUUCGCCUGGUGUAUAGUGCAAGGCCGCAACGCGAACAUCUCUGCCGGCCACUUCAAAUCCAUAAAACCCUCCCCGAAAGGUGCAGCCCUCGCCUGGGCAAUGCUCUCCGCGAUCAACAGCUGCAUGGGCAAAACCUCGAGCAUAGCUGUUAACCAGACCGAUCUCGCUCGAUAUGCCCGCACUCCCAACGCCCCUUUCCUCUCCCAACUCAUCUCGCUCCCCAUCGGAAACACGCUCUGCGCCACGCUCGGCAUCUUCGCCACGUCCUCAACGCAGCAAGCGUGGGGCGUCACACUCUGGAACCCAUGGGAUCUCUGCUCCGAAAUCCUCGAUCGACACUGGAACUCUGGAGCGAGAGCCGCCAUCGCACUCGCGAGCAUGGCGUGGAUGCUAUCCAUCUUCGCGUCCUGCAUGGGAGUAGACGUUUUUCCCUUCGGCGUGGACGUGACGGCCCUUUUCCCACGGUGGCUGAACAUCCGCCGGGGAAUGUAUCUCUGCUAUGCAAUCGGCCUCGUCAUCUUUCCCUGGAAGAUCCUCGAGAGUUCGACGACGUUUCUGCGCUUCCUAGGCGGGUAUAGUAUUUUCCUUGCGCCAUUGGUGGGGAUCUAUAUCACGGACUAUUUUGUCGUGCGCAAGGGUAACUUGUGGGCCACGGACUUGUACAAGGCGAAUAAGGGAGCUAAGUACUACUACGUGAGUGGGGUGAAUUGGCGGAAUGCUGUUGCUUUUACGACGACAGUUGUCUUUCUUGUUCCGGGGUUUGCGGGUCAAUUUGGGCAUGAGGUGGGGGUUGGGUGGGAGCGGUUGUACAGUUUGGGAUGGGUGAUGGGGUGUACGAUCUCGAGCGUGCUAUACUAUGGGCUCGCGAUGAUAGGGGACUUCUGCAAGGAAGAGAGAGGCAUGCAGUUCGAGGAGAGUUAUGAUAGACAAGGUAUGUUUUGCGAGGGUGUUAUUGAGGGACUGGGUGUACAGUGCACAGAAGAGAAGAGAACAGGAACAGAAACGGGUCAGAAGGGUGUGGCGGAGGAAAGCAAAAUCAAGGUGUAG
This is a messenger RNA of Didymosphaeria variabile, 1353 nucleotides long. RefSeq lists its product as uncharacterized. Bases 1 to 1353 code for a protein of 450 amino acids. The record is from RefSeq and is a predicted model, not a curated record. NCBI's taxonomy places the organism in Eukaryota, Fungi, Ascomycota, Dothideomycetes, Pleosporales, Didymosphaeriaceae. The transcript has a single exon. Gene Ontology annotation, biological process: transmembrane transport; nucleobase transport. Gene Ontology annotation, molecular function: nucleobase transmembrane transporter activity. Gene Ontology annotation, cellular component: plasma membrane.